AUGCGCCAACCAGCCGAGCGGAUUGUGUGUCGCUCUCUUGACGAGAAACGGUUUCAACGCUUUCCAAGAGUAACUUCCGCCGUCCACAGACAGGCAAGGCGGCAGCUCUGCACGUGGAAGACUCUGGGAUUCUGUGCAUACGGCGUGUCGUGCUUGUCCAAAGCUGACCACAUCCAGGACACGUGAGUUGCAAGCUUGCAUGCAGACACUUUUCAGAAAUGUUUCCUCUGUCUGCUUUCCUCUGCCUUGUAGGCUCGAGCCCAGGGCGACGACAAGGGGGUCUCCGACACACAGCGACUGCACCGAGGUUACAAGCAACAAGCACGCUUCAAGGGCCUUCGGAGGUUAA
Molecule: messenger RNA, 349 nt
Organism: Vitrella brassicaformis
Lineage: Eukaryota; Vitrellaceae
Source: the annotation of a GenBank genome assembly